Molecule: messenger RNA, 4401 nt
Organism: Microplitis mediator
Lineage: Eukaryota; Metazoa; Arthropoda; Insecta; Hymenoptera; Braconidae
Exons: 18
Coding region: 314-3487 (1057 amino acids)
Biological process (GO): transmembrane transport; monocarboxylic acid transport
Molecular function (GO): monocarboxylic acid transmembrane transporter activity
Source: RefSeq, a predicted model, not a curated record
AAUUUUUAUUUUCUAUUUAAAUAAAAAUAUAAAAAAAUGAAGGUUGUGUAUAUGUUAAUUAAGUUAUUGAUUUAAAGAAGAUAAUGAGAUAUGUUAUCAUAUAACUAUUAAAAAUAAAAAGAUAAGUCUGGUAUGACGAAAGAAGCGUUCAGCGGUCUGUUAUGUGUAUCCAGUAUUAAAUUAAUUGGUGAGUUUGAAGGUACUUGUUAUUAUAAAAUCAUAGCACACAAGAACAAAAAGAAGAUAAAGAGGAAGAGGCAGAAGAAAAAGAAGAAGAAGAAAUUUUUUAUAUUUUGACAUAUUCACGGUGAAUAUGUCGCAGAAAAUAACUAUCAAGGAUGAGGAGAGAUCUAAAGCACCCGAUGGCGGCUGGGGGUGGUUUGUUUGUCUUGGCAGCAGCCUUAUUACGCUGUCACUUAGGUCACUUGAACCCUCAUUUGGUCUUAUAUUCCAUGAUUUAUUGACAGAUUUGAAAAUUGAUUCUACUAAAAUGUCAACAUUUCCUAGUGUUUUUGAUGCAUGUGCAAAUUUUUCAGGAAUUUUUGUGGGGCCAUUAUUGAACAAAUUUUCGUAUAGAAAAGUUGCAGCAUUUGGAGCUGUACUUUGUUGCACUGGAUUGACACUCACGUCAUUUGCUAAUAGUGUUACACAUAUUCUCAUUACUUACAGUAUUUUAAAUGGUAUAGGAAAUGGUUUGGCAAUAGCAUCAUCAUUCAUAGCAUUGAAUACAUAUUUUGAUAAAAAACGUGGUCAAGCUGUCAGCUAUUCAUCUGCUGGUACAGCCAUCGCAAUGAUGAUCGUUCCACAAGCAGGUCAUUUCCUACUUGGGCUCUAUGGAUUCAGAGGAACCAUGAUGAUAAUUGGCGCCUGGACAAUGCAUUCUAUUGUGGGAGCUUGUUUAUUACGACCUCUUGAAACCAAAACCUGUGAAAAAAUUUCAAUCGUCAAAAUCGAAACAAAUGAAAAAAUCUGCGAUGAAACUGAGCUGCCGCUGAUGGAGAAAUCUGGGGCGGAAAAAAAUUUAAAUGAAUCUCUUAGUAAAUUAGAUAACGAACAAGAUCAAAAAUGUUUGACUUUUUUAAAAACGUUUACUGAUAUAUUUAAUUUAGAUUUACUAAAUAAUUACUCGUAUUUAAAUGUCAUUUUUGGGCUAAGUCUAUUUGCUGUUUCUGAAGUUAAUUUUAAAUUAGUGACACCAUUUUUUUUACGUGAUACUAUUGGGAUGACUGAAGGUGAAGUUGCAUUUUGUUUAUCACUGACAGCAUUUACCGAUAUUAUAUCUCGAUUAAUAUUGCCAAUUAUUUAUGACAAAUUGGGAUUCAAAAAAAGACGUCUGUUUUGGAUAAAUGUACUGUGUCUUGCUAUUGGUAGAUCUGUUUUUGCCGAACGUACAAAAGGUAUCUGGCUCUUUGCAAUCCUGGUGAUAAAUGGAUUCAUCCGAGGAGCUGUGAUACAAAAUUUGAAUCUCUCAGUCUCGGAAACAUGUUCACUGAAGAGUUUGCCGCAUGCAUAUGGAUUUUAUAUGGUAUCAAAAGGAAUGUUUUCACUGGUUUUCAGUCCGAUCGUUGGAUACAUCCGGGACUACAGUGGUAGUUAUAGAAUUUGUUUACACUCGAUGAAUUCAUUAAUCGUUAUAUGUUUUAUUAACUGGGGCAUUGAGUUUGCAUGGGAAGCCAUCAAGAGUAGAAGAACAAAUCAAGAGAAAAAUGAAACAAUUAAAGUAGAAAAUAUUUUGGAAAAAGAUUUUUUGCCACCCGAUGGAGGAUGGGGUUGGAUAAUUAUUUUAGCUGUUGGUUUUUCAAAUUUUUGUUUAUUGGCGCUACUGCAAUCAUUUGGAUUAAUAUUUCGUGACCGAUUUAAACAGCUCGGCAUAACGUCAUCAGAAACAACAAUUAUUUUAAAUGUUAAUUUAGCGAUGAUUGCUUUCAUAGGUUUGGCUAAUGGACCUGUAUUUAGAAAAUAUACCUUUAGAAAAGUAUCAAUGAUUGGCGCGUUAGUUGCUGCGACCUCGACAGCUAUUUUAUCAACAAUUACAUCAUUCAGUGGCUUUCUUAUCUUUCUUGGAAUCUUUUAUGCUGGUGGAUUAGGAAUAACAUUGUCAGCAAAUGCGUUGGCAUUGAAUACAUAUUUUAAAGCAAAAAGAAAAAUAGCUGUUGGUUUAAGUUGGACUUGCACUGGAUUAGGACCAAUAAUAAUGCCUCAGGUUAUUACAAUUUUAAUGCCUAAUUUUGGAGUACCUGGAACUCUGUUAAUUUUAAGUGGAAUUUCAUUGAACGCAGUCGCUUGUGCAUUACUUCUACAACCAGUAAUGUGGCACGCUAAAAAAGUAUCUAAAGAUACAAUUGAUCAAGAAGAUAGUUUAAUGAUGGAAAAAUUUGAUGAUGAAAAUUUGGAAAAGAGAGAUAGAAUAUUUGAAAAACGACUAAGUAAAUUUGGUAGCCAAUAUCUUUAUUAUGACGACGAAGGAAAAGGAGCCACUGGUAUCGAUGUCAUCACUCCUGGAACUCCAAUGAUGUCACGUUCUAAUGAUGGAUGGUUUUCUCAAAAACAAACUUCGUUGACGUCUUUGUCGUCGAAUAAAAAUUACAAACGUGAAAACUCAAAAUUACAUCUUUCUAUGGGUUCUAUAAAAAAUUCAAGUCUUUUGACGUUAAGUAACGAAAAUAUGAAAAAUGGUAACAGUGAAAAUGAAAUAAGAAAACUUUCAAAACAAUUAAGUAUCCCAUUAAUAAUAGUAACGGAAGUAUUAAAUGAAGCUAAGGAUGAAAAAGAAGUUGAGGCUCAAGAAUCUGAAAAAUUAGCGGAAAUGGAUUCACCGGAGGUGAGUUUGAUGAAGGACAACAAGAGGAAGAUCCGAAGUUCAUUAAAAGAUUUUUUUCUCGCAGUUGUUAAAUUUUUCGAUUUCGAUCUACUGAAAGAUCACGUAUUUGUAAAUAUAAUCCUGGGAAUAAAUUUUGCAAAUUUUGUGGAAAUGAAUUUCACAAUGCUGACACCAUUUAUUCUCGCUGAUUACGGGUUACAAAAACCACAAGUUGCUGCUGUGAUGUCAGUAUUAGGCGCCAUGGAUGUAAUCGCCAGAUUUUCGGUGCCUUUUAUUACCGACAAGAUAAAUCUUAACAACAGAACAUUUUUUCUAAUCGGCAUUGCUUGUAUGGCUGCCGGACGGAUAAUUUUAGCGCAUGUAAGCUCCUAUGAGGUAAUAUUAGCUAUUGGAGUACUAAUAGGAUUCGGAAAGGCAUUGAGAACAAUAUUCAUGGCUUUGGCUGUCCCAGAACACGUGCCCCUUGAAAGAUUACCCGCAGCCUCCGGUCUACAAUUGGUCUCCAGCGGGAUUAUUUCAUUUUCCUUUGGUCCAAUUGUCGGAUGGAUCAAAGACCUGUGUGGGAGUUACUCUUCGUUACUUCAUAUUAUUAAUAUUAUUACUUAUCUUACCAUUUUAUCUUGGACUAUUGAAAUGUCUUUGCAUAAAUUUAAUUAUAAAAAAUAGUAAAAUUACUCUAUAGAAUAAAUAAAAAAUAUUAAAAUAAAAUAAAAUAAUAAUACUGAUUAGGGUGAGCCAAAAAAACCAACCUAUCGAAUUUACGUCUUAAAAAGGACCUAUAUAUCGAGAAAAAAAUUCUCCCAUUGGGCAAAAUUUUUAGCUCGAUUUUAAAAGGUGUCGGUAGCCAUUUGAAAUUUACCAUUUAAAUAACAUGCAAAAAAAUUUCUUUUGAUUGAAAAUAUUGUAACUUUUGAACCAUGUGAGACAAAAUUUCGGCUCUAGAAUAUUCAUGUAGGGCAUUAAAUUUCUUAAAAGAAAGUCCUGGGAGUCGAAUUUGUAAACUUGAUAUUUCGUAUACUAACAGGCUAUCAAAGUCUAGAGUAAACAGAAUCAUACAAAUUUAAGGCUUUAUUUAGAUUUUCCAAAUACUUUUCUUUUAUUGUGAUCGAUAACAAAAUAUUAUUUGUUACAACGUGGAUAUUGUUGGUAUAAAUUACACAUAUACACGCUUGACAGAGGAAAAAUUUCUAAUUCACACCGCCUAAAUUUAAUACGAUACUUAGUGUAAUUUUCACACCACAAUUUUUACACAAACAUUUACACUACACCGAGUCCAAUAAUAUUUUACAGUGUAGAGAAACUAAAAUUUGAAAAACGCAUUUAGGUUUUCAUAACGUACAAAUGAAGAACCUUAUUAGCUAAAGGAAAAACUUUUGUCAGCUAUUAAUAUUGAUCCUAAAUGUUUUUUAAAAUUAUCCGAUAUUUUUGCGAAUUAUAACUACAUCGAAAAAAGUUAACUCGAAUCAAGAAAAAUUUUCUUGCACCAAGUAAAUAAUUAUCUUACAAUUUUUAUCUUGAAUCAAAUUUUUUUUUCUCAAGUCAAUAUAUUUUUAUGCUUAAAUCGAAAAUUUUUGUACGAC